UUGGGCUAUUGCUUCCUCAAACACCCCCUUUCUGCCCCCCUCCCUUUCUCUCUCUACAUUUCCUUUUUGGGUUCUUGGGAGUUGGGACUGUAGAACCCUUCAAUGGCGACUUGGAGAUCAAUGGCGCUCCUCUUCCUCUUCCUCCACCUUCUACCUUUAGCUGCCAUGGCCGACAAAGAUGCUUUUGUAGGUUUCAACAUAGGGACCGCCCUCUCCGACAUGCCCAGCCCAACUCAGGUGGUGGCCCUUCUCAAGGCCCAAAAAAUCUUCCACGUCAGACUCUACGACGCCGACCAAGCCAUGCUCCUCGCCCUUUCCGGCACCGGAAUCCGCGUUACCGUUUCCGUUCCAAACCAACAGCUCCUCGCAAUCGGCCAAUCCAAUUCCACCGCCGCCAAUUGGGUGGCUCGUAACAUCCUCACCCACGUCCCCGCCACCAACAUCACCGCCAUCUCAGUCGGAUCCGAAGUCCUCACCGCCAUCCCCAACGCCGCCCCAGUACUCGUCUCCGCCCUAAAAUACAUCCACGCCGCCCUCGUCGCCGCCAGACUCGAUUCCCAUAUCAAAGUCUCCACCGCCCAUUCCUCCUCCAUCAUCCUUGAUUCCUUUCCACCAUCCCAAGCCUUCUUUAACCGAACAUGGGACCCAGUAAUGAUUCCAUUACUUGAAUUCCUUCAAUCCACGAAAUCUUACCUCAUGCUUAACGUCUAUCCGUAUUACGAUUACAUCCAAUCCCGCGAUGCCAUUCCAUUGGACUACGCCCUAUUCCGCCCUCUCCCACCAAACAAAGAAGCAGUCGAUUCCAACACCCUUUUACACUACACCAAUGUAUUCGAUGCCAUUGUCGACGCUGCUUAUUUCUCAAUGUCGUACUUAAACUUCACAAACAUUCCGAUUGUGGUAACGGAAUCAGGAUGGCCAUCAAAAGGCGAUUCCAACGAACCCGAUGCCACUCUCGACAACGCCAACACAUACAACAGUAAUCUAAUCAAACAUGUUAUAAACAACACCGGGACACCAAAACACCCAGGGGUAGCUGUCAGCACGUUCAUCUACGAGCUUUAUAAUGAAGAUGCAAGAUCGGGGGUGGUUUCAGAGAAGAAUUGGGGGCUUUUUGAUGGAAAUGGGAGGCCGAUUUAUGUGUUGCAUUUGACUGGUUCAGGGACCAUGUUGGCUAAUGACACCACGAACCAGACUUACUGUGUGGCUAGAGAUGGUGUUGAUCGGAAGAUGUUGCAGGCUGCAUUGGAUUGGGCUUGUGGACCGGGGAAAGUUGACUGUUCGGCUAUGGUUCAGGGUGCACCAUGUUAUGAACCGGAUACUGUUGCAGCUCAUGCCACUUAUGCUUUUGAUGCUUAUUAUCAUCGAAUGGCUAUGGCUGAAGGGACUUGUGAUUUCAAUGGUGUGGCUACUGUUACUACCACUGACCCAAGUCAUGGAAGUUGUAUAUUUCCUGGAAGUCAUGGGAGUAAUGGGACAUUCAUAAACGGGACUUCUUUGGCUCCGUCUUCAAAUUCGACUUCGGGUAGCUUGUCAACAUUCAACGAGAGCAAUUCGGUUUCUUUUAUGAGACUUUUUGUGGUGUUACUUUUGAGCGGGGUAUUUUUGUAAAUUUGUCGAAAAUAUUCGGUUCUUGAUUACCUCAUUUUGUUCCUGCCCAUGAAGCGGGAGGGUAAAAAGGUCACAAUCAAAGUUUGUUUGAAGCUUGAAGGAAUUGUUGGACUUAGGAGCGAGUUCGUUUGUUGAUUGUAGAAACAAGCGAAUCAAGAUUUUUUCUUCAUGAUCUAUCUAUUCUUUGACUGAAAGUUGCAA
Messenger RNA from Lactuca sativa (garden lettuce), 1812 nucleotides. RefSeq names its product glucan endo-1,3-beta-glucosidase 3. Gene Ontology annotation, molecular function: hydrolase activity, hydrolyzing O-glycosyl compounds. The record is from RefSeq and is a predicted model, not a curated record. Gene Ontology annotation, biological process: carbohydrate metabolic process. NCBI's taxonomy places the organism in Eukaryota, Viridiplantae, Streptophyta, Magnoliopsida, Asterales, Asteraceae.